Gekko japonicus is the source of this 1326-nucleotide messenger RNA. RefSeq names its product forkhead box N2 (gene FOXN2). Bases 1 to 1326 code for a protein of 441 amino acids. Gene Ontology annotation, biological process: regulation of DNA-templated transcription. Gene Ontology annotation, cellular component: nucleus. NCBI's taxonomy places the organism in Eukaryota, Metazoa, Chordata, Lepidosauria, Squamata, Gekkonidae. Gene Ontology annotation, molecular function: cis-regulatory region sequence-specific DNA binding; DNA-binding transcription factor activity. The record is from RefSeq and is a predicted model, not a curated record. The transcript is spliced from 5 exons.
AUGGGUCCAGUAACUGGAAUGACUCCUGAUAAGAAAGGUGAAACACCAGGAGCAGAGAAGACUGUAGGGCUAAGGCAUAUUCAAAGAAUGGGAAGCCUGCCGGAGGCGGGAGAUGCCGCUCGACCGAAGGCCACAGCUGUGGAUAGCGACCUGGCUGACGACGAGCUCACAAACUUGAACUGGCUGCAUGAAAGUACGAACCUGCUAACAAACUUCAGCCUCGGAAGUGAGGGUCUUCCAAUGGUCAGUCCUCUCUAUGACAUUGAGGGUGACAAUGUGCCAUCCUAUCCUUCGUCCUGCUACGUGAACCCAGAGAAGAAAUCUGCUACUUCCAAGCCCCCCUAUUCCUUUAGCCUUCUAAUCUACAUGGCAAUUGAACAUUCUCCUAAUAAAAGUUUGCCCGUGAAAGAAAUCUACAGCUGGAUCCUGGAACGUUUCCCGUAUUUUGCUACAGCACCUACUGGAUGGAAGAAUUCUGUCCGGCAUAAUCUUUCCCUGAACAAGUGUUUCCGAAAGGUGGAGAGAAGCCAUGGGAAGGUGAAUGGGAAAGGCUCUUUAUGGUGUGUGGAUCCAGAAUAUAAGCCUAACCUUAUACAAGCUCUGAAGAAGCAACCUUUCCCCUCUGCAUUUGCUUUUUAUACCCCACCAGCAUCACCACUGAGUGGUUCAUCAUCCCCUCACUACUUAACCUCAGUCUUGAAACAGAGUCAGGGUCAGUCUAUCAAAGACUCUGAUAUCGAUGCUGCUACUGCCAUGAUGCUGUUGAAUACUUCUAUUGAACAAGGCAUUUUAGAUUGUGAGACGCCUCAGCCCCUCAAGCUCUCCAAGAAAAGGAACUAUGGCAGUGCGUUCCAUAACCACAGUAUGGCAAGCCAGCAGGAGUCCAGUUCCACAGUCCCCAACAUUGACCCGAAGGAGGAUCAUAAUUACAGUGCCAGCAGUGUGGCUUCUCAGCGUUGUGCAUCGUUGUCGAGCGUGUCUUCCCUAUCUUCCAUCGAUGAGGUGUAUGAAUUCGUCUCAGAGGCUAGCAGGGCUGGGAGCGAUGGUAGUGAAGGGUUCCACAGCGAGGAGGACACAGACGGCGAUGAUGAGGAAGAUGAUGAUGACCCACUGGCGGACAGUGGCUACACCUCCCAGCCACGUGUCGGUCCUUCUGAUAAGAACCAGCCUCACAAGACAGCCUUGGAAGAGCUUUGCCAAGAAAUAGAUGAGGAACUGAAAGAGGCUGCCGGGUCUCUUCUUCACUUAGCUGGGAUCAGCACAUGCCUGGGCUCCCUAAUAAGUACUGCAAAGACCCAUAGUCAGAAACGAAGGAAAAAAGAAUAA